GCGCGAGCCUUCGGCGAGGGCAAGAGGGAGGAGAAAAGCAAGAGGAAGGAGGUCGCCACCAAGCGAUGGCGCGGCUCCACCGCCUUCUUCGUGGCGAUGGACGACCUCCUUGUCUUCUGCCUCCUCAAGAUCUGGCCCGGACCCCUAUUCUGUUUACCCUAAAAGCCGGUCCCGUUCUGUUCUAAUCCUCGGCGUCGACGGACAAUGGACGCUGUCAUGGUGACGCCUCCGCACUUCCCUCCGUCUUUCUCGCCUCCCCGCACUUCCCUGACCAUCCGUACCCAAACCCUCUCAGUCUCCUCUUCUUCGUCCUCGACCCCUCCCCUCGUAUGGCCGCCUUGCCCUCCCUCCGCCGCCGCCGCGCUCACGCCGACGCCGCCCGCAGGCCCGAGCUCCGGCGCGGAAGAUGAGGGCCAUCGGCCCUGGCCCCGCCUGGUUUCUCCCCUUCCGUCGUCGCCCGGGGAUCCCCCCUCGCCCGGCCUCUGUCCUCAACCACCUCCGCCACCGGCCUUGGCGGCCACGCCGGAUCCUCGACCCCGGAGGCGACGCUGUCCUCCGCUGGAACCGCAUAUUCCUUGUCUCUUGCCUCGUGGCCCUUUUCGUUGAUCCUCUCUACUUCUACCUCCUCUUCAUCGGCGGCCCUGCCUGUGUCCGCAUUGACUUCAAUAUCGGCAUCAUCGUGACCUUCUUUCGCACCGUCGCCGACCUCUUUUACCUGGGCCACAUGCUACUCAAGUUCCGGAUCGCCUUUGUGGCCCCCAGCUCCAGGGUCUUCGGCAGGGGCGAGCUUGUCACGGAUCCCCAUCAGAUUGCUAUGCGCUACCUGAAAGGCGAUUUUUUCAUCGAUCUUAUCGCCAUGCUCCCCAUCCCCCAGAUAAUAAUCUGGUUUGUGAUUCCAGCUGUGAGCAGCUCUUCGGCUAAUCACACUAACAAUACACUUUCAUUGAUUGUUUUCAUCCAAUAUAUUCCAAGGUUAUUUCUCAUUUUUCCUUUGAAUGCACGAAUCGUCAAGGCCACAGGAGUAGUUACAAAAACUGCAUGGGCAGGAGCUGCAUACAAUCUCCUUCUAUAUAUGCUGGCAAGCCAUGUUCUGGGAGCUUUAUGGUAUCUUUUGUCCAUUGAGCGCCAGUACACCUGCUGGAUCACAGAAUGCCUGGCAGAAAAUGUCAGCACGACGACAAUGCCAAUUUGCAACCCUAGUUUUUUGGACUGUAGUAGCUUAGAGCUGCCUGAACGAAAGGCCUGGCGCAACAGUACCCUUCUGCUUAGUAAUUGUGAUGCCACGAAUGAUGGUAUCAAGUUCAAUUUCGGCAUGUUUGCAGAUGCUUUGACUAGUGAGAUUGUUGCAGCAACUUUCAUCGAAAAGUAUCUGUAUUGCCUCUGGUGGGGACUAAAAAAUCUAAGUUCAUAUGGACAGAAUCUGGGAACAAGCACUUAUAUUGGAGAAACAACAUUUGCCAUUCUCAUAUGCAUUAUGGGUCUUGUUCUGUUUUCACAUUUAAUUGGAAACAUGCAGACAUACUUGCAGUCUAUUACCGUUAGACUUGAGGAAUGGAGAGUCAAGCAAAGGGACACUGAGGAGUGGAUGAGGCAUCGUCAACUUCCGCCUGACUUACAAGAACGUGUUCGGCGUUUUGUACAAUACAAGUGGCUCGCUACUAGAGGUGUAGAUGAAGAAUCGAUUUUGCAAUCUUUGCCUUUGGAUCUUCGUCGUGAAAUUCAACGACAUUUAUGUCUUGCUCUUGUUCGUCGAGUCCCAUUUUUUUCACAGAUGGAUGAUCAGCUACUAGAUGCUAUAUGUGAACGACUGGUCUCAUCCCUGAGCACCAAGGAUACCUACAUUGUCCGGGAGGGUGACCCAGUCAACGAAAUGCUUUUUAUUAUCCGAGGCCAACUUGAAAGCUCUACAACCAACGGCGGUAGAAGUGGUUUCUUCAACUCAAUCACUCUGGGACCUGGGGAUUUCUGUGGUGAAGAGUUGUUGACAUGGGCUCUGAUGCCCAACCCAAGCGUGAACUUUCCCUCAUCGACUCGAACAGUCCGUGCCCUCAGUGAAGUUGAAGCGUUUGCGCUUCGAGCUGAAGAUCUCAAGUUUGUAGCAAGCCAAUUUAAGCGCCUCCACAGCAAGAAACUGCAGCAUGCUUUCAGGUUCUAUUCUUACCAAUGGCGGACAUGGGGAGCUUGCUUCAUACAAACUGCAUGGAGGCGGUACAAGAAGAGGAAAUUGGCAAAGGAGCUGGCUGCACAGGAGUACCUCUAUUAUGAUCAAAUGGUGGAUGAUGAUGAGAGCCUGGUCAUUGAGCCUGACGGGGCUCCUUUGCUUUUGGAUUAUGCUGAUGGCGUCGAGGCCCCGUUAGCUGAAACAGAAGCUGGGAGCAAUUUUCAGCAUCUGGGGGUGACGAUACUUGCUUCAAAAUUUGCCAAGAACACAAAGAGAGGUCAUCAGAAGGUCACUCAGCUGACUCAGGCUGCCACUAGCAUCAAGUUGCCAAAGCUGGCGAAGCCAGAUGAACCUGAUUUCUCCAUGAACAACAACGACGGCGACAUGUGACAUCUCUGGUAAUGCUGUUAGAUUGUAAAAAAUGUCCAUAAUUAACUAGGAAAUUUUCAAGGCAUUUUGAUGUAAAAGUAGCAGUGUAUCCAAAUCUAAAAUUGCUCUCUCUUUUGUGUUGACUAUGAGCUAACAUUUCUUUUACUUCUCUGAUGGAAAGACUACCAAUUCACUGUAAGCUUAGGUUUUACAUGAGAAACAGAUCAACAGCAUAUCAGGGGAUCGCUCACAUUUUUCACAUGGUGGCUGGCUUUUGUAUUCAUCUUGUAUCUUGGAAAUAUUCCACACAAAGUAUUAGAUUUAUCUCUUAAA
Musa acuminata subsp. malaccensis (wild Malaysian banana) is the source of this 2863-nucleotide messenger RNA. NCBI's taxonomy places the organism in Eukaryota, Viridiplantae, Streptophyta, Magnoliopsida, Zingiberales, Musaceae. The record is from RefSeq and is a predicted model, not a curated record.